Messenger RNA from Pezoporus occidentalis (night parrot), 4416 nucleotides. RefSeq lists its product as uncharacterized. Lineage: Eukaryota; Metazoa; Chordata; Aves; Psittaciformes; Psittacidae. The transcript is spliced from 6 exons. The coding region runs from base 31 to 858 and encodes 275 amino acids. The record is from RefSeq and is a predicted model, not a curated record.
GAUCCCCUCUCUCCUUUCCUCCCCGCAGGGAUGCUGCUACCCAGGCUCUUUGGGCGGCUGAAGACAGCGGUCGUCGGGGUGGUGCACGUGGGAGCGCUGCCAGUAAGCAGCAUUACUCUUGCCGGGACACCAAGAAGUUCUCUUCCAUUGACCCAGAUCAUUGAUCAAGCUUGUCAAGAGGCAGAAGUUUACAAGAAUGCUGGAGUUGAUGGCUUGAUAAUAGAAAACAUGCAUGAUCUUCCUUACACGGUGUGUCCUAGGCCUGAAGUAACUGCAGCGAUGACAGUCAUUAGUGCUGCAGUGAGACGAGCCUGGCCCCAUCUAGCGCUGGGUGCCCAGAUCCUGUGUGUUGCAAAUCAACAGGCGAUAGCAGUUGCUCUUGCUGCAGGUCUUGAUUUUAUCCGUGCUGAAGGGUUUGUGUUUUCUCAUGUUGCUGAUGAAGGGAUUAUAAAUGCCUGUGCAGGUAACCUGCUACGAUACAGAAAACAAGUUGGAGCAGAGAACAUUCAGAUUUUUGCUGAUAUUAAAAAGAAACAUAGUGCUCGCGCUCUGACAGCGGAUGUCAGCGUGGCCCAGACCGCUUCGGCGGCUGAGCUCUUCCUGGCUGAUGGGGUUAUACUGACUGGCACAGCGACUGGACUGCCUGCAGAUCCCCAGGAGCUGAAAGAAGUUAAAGAUACUGUGAAGAUUCCUGUGCUGGUUGGGUCUGGAGUGACUCUGGAGAACAUGAUGACUUACUUGGAUGCAAAUGCUCUAAUAAUUGGUUCGUAUUUCAAGAAAGAAGGUUAUUGGGCAAAUGCUGUUGAUCCUGGCCGAGUAAAGAAAUUUAUGGAACAUAUACGUAAACUGAGAGAGUGAAAUUGUCAGUAAACAGUAUUUUUUCGUGUGUGUGUAUAAAUGUAUUAUGAUACAUCAUACAGAAUUAAAGCACAAAUGUGUGGUUGAAGGGCUAAUAACUUGAAAUGAAAACACUCAUCAUCUCCAUAACUAGCUGGGAAACAGGGUGGCGCUUACAAUAAACUUGCUCUGAUAUAUGCUUCUAGGCAGCACAUUUCUGUGGCACUCAAAGCCAGCGUUAACACAAAACCAACUCUCUGAAGUCUUGUAUAAUGUAUUCUCUCCUAUAAGUAAAAUGCUAUGGAUUUUAAGAAUUUGUAGUAAAUACUCAUCACAGGUGAGCUGAGUUUUGUUUUGCUUGUGAGUACAAUAGAAUGCCCUUAGUUUACAGGUAAGAGUGGUAAAUUGGACAAGUUAAUUACUCUUUCAGUUUCCCCAUCUGUAAAAUGAUGAUAAUAGAACCUACAUCACAUGGGGGUUGUUAAGACAUAAUAAAUGAAUGAAUGUACAGCUCUUUCAUCUCUUCAAAUGAAGGGCUCUUUUAAAGUUCAAGAUCUUUUUUUUUUCAUUAGAAUUGUGUAUUUAUUACAAAAAUGUAGUCAUUGUGUCCCAUAUAAAAAUUUAGGAUAAUUGGGGAAUUGAUUUACUUACAAUACUUAUUAGGUAGUUAAUGUAAAUAUUUAAUUACAUUUUAAGUAGAGUUGGAAUUUAGUCAAAAUGUUUUCACAAAAAAUGGAAAUUUUAAUAAAGGUUUAUUGUUAUUUUUCAGCAAGCUCCUACAGCUUUGUACCUCUCCAGACUAGUAUUAGUGAUGUUAAAACCUGCCAGGUUCCCUCCAAUACACAAAGUGUAAUUAUGAUGGAAACCUUUCUACCAAGCUGACAGCUAAACACAGAUUUUCAUUUUUUCCUGUAAAAUGUAGAGGGAAAAUAUUACAGUCUUACUAUGUGUGUUGUGAGAGGUUCCCCCUGAAUUUGAUCUUUUAGCUAUAUGGAAGUUUAAAAGAACCCAAAGAACAGUAGCCAUCUUCAAAUAGUCAGCUGAAAACUACGACCAGUACACUGCUAAGGAUUGUUCUGUGACAAUAAUUAUCUUUAAAGAAACUGAUUACAGUUGCCAAAAGUCACAUUCAUCACUGUGAGUGUGAAAAUACAAUGUGUUGCCAGCAUCUUUCUUGAAUCGUUUUUUACUCAUUCACAUCCAAAAAACUCAGAAGUGAAUGGAACUCAAAUGGGUUUUCAUCUGCAUAAAAGGGGUGAUGAGAACUCCUUCAAUGCUGUAUGCAAGUCUAAAUGGAGUAAUGUUAGAUGUAGUAGUCUUUGUAAGACAAAAACCCUCAUGAGUUGGUGUAACGCUCAUCACACACAAUGAACAGUGUAGACAGCACUUCCACUGUCAGGAUUUCAUUUAACAUACCUCUGUGUAACACUUACAAAAGGAAGAGGACGUAUUUUUGGUCUGUAUUGUUACAUGUGAAUGGUAAGUGCAGAAUUUAGUGAACAGAAGUAGAGGAAAGCAGAUUCUAAAGCCUGGAAAUGUGACUGAUGGCCAACUCUUUAUCAUUCUUUGUGCUGAAAGUAUUUGUCUGGCAGCAUUAAGCAUCUGCUUGCCUGUUUCACACAGAUGCUGUAAGUUAAAUUUGACCUUUUGUUCAGAAACUGUUUGAAUACUUAAUGUAAAAAUAUUAAGUUAUCAGAAAGGCUGUCUCUUUUGGGAAGACUGUUCAAUUUUUAUACACACCAAGUUGUUAAAGUACUUUGGAGCAUGAACAACUUCAGAGGAGAACAAAGCAGGCAGUGCUAAUGUGUAGAAACUCCAGAAGUAAAUAACAGCUGUUCAAGAAGACUUCUAUUAAAUAUGUAUUAAUUAAUUUGAAGUGCAUCACUUAAAUAUGUGAAGAGAUUAUCUUGUGUUAAUUUACAUUAAAACACACAGCACUUGUUAGCCUCAUUACAGUAUCCUAAGUAUAUCCUAAGCUAUCACCUCAUCCUACAUUGAGCAUUUUGUUGGGUGUUGAUUGCUUUCAAUUUGCCCUUUUCAAAUGUCAGAUAGUGGCCUCUCUUUUCUUAUUGGAUCUCUUCUUUCUCUCAGGUUUUGCUCUUGCGUAGUUACUAUACUUGUGUCCAUUCUGUGCUGAACGAAAAGAAUUAAAAAUAGCUUGUGAAAAUACAACAGUAAUUGCCCACAGCUCAAUUCCUUCACAUGCCCAUCCAAACCUCAUGUGUGGUUCUUGCUGGGAACUUAUGAACCAGCAGAGGAAAUAUAAAUGUCCAUCUGUGUAAGAAAAUGACACUUCAUGAAGAUUCAGUAUCACCUGAAUCAGCACAGGAAAGAUACCUAGUAAAAUGGGGGUCUCAAGUGAAAUUAUAGAUAAGUAAACCUCACUGGUAGUAAUUGACUUUGUGGUCCAAAUCAAUAUAUAAAUCCUAAUAAACCCUUAUUUUUUCCUAAUAAACCUUAUUAAUUCCAUUCAUAAAACUUAAGUAUUUUCAGCUGGACCUAAUAAGACAAAUGUUUUUUUACCUAUUUCAGUGCUGCAAAUAUGUGAGCUUGUAAGAUUUAUUGAUAAUUUUCAGAGACUCAUCUAGUCAGAAUUUGCUGUGCCAAUGAACUUGAAAGUGGAUUAUAGGAACAGAACCCUCCAUGGCUUUGUUUUCUUGCACAAUUGCAGUCCUUAUCUAUGCAACCUAAAUUAUAUAUUUCAGAAAGGAUGGAAAAUUGGGCUGAGAUAUUUUAUUAAGGGCUAAAAUGGCAUGCUGUGUCAUAGAACUGACCCUCCCCUCCACUCUACAGCCAGCACUGUAGAAAUACUGUCAGUACUUAAAAUCCUUCCAAGAGAGACGUAGCUGGAUUCCUGCCAUAGGGGUGUCAGGGAAACCUACCCAUUAGCUCCUUGCCUUUAUAAGAACCAGUGCUUGUGCCGAGGCUUGCAAGAAAUUGUUCAUGUUGAGGCAUAAUCAAACUUUGCUCCAUCUUUUACCCUAUUCUUUACCAUUGUUUGAAUAUUAGUGACAAAGAUUAUUUGAAACCUUGAACACUUGCUUUAGCAAUAAAAAGCCUAUUUCCCUUAGGAUGUCUUUAAAAGACCUAUGAUAGGACUAAUAACUUCAAUCACGUUAUUCUCAUAUGGCGACUGGUUAGGACUCUUCUGUUGAAAAGUCCAUACUUGGUCAAUAUUAAGUUGAAAAUUUUGCAUAGUUUCCUGACUGCAUUUAUAUUCCUGACUUCCUCUGUCAAAAAGACUUUGUCACAUUCUCACUCAGGUCUGGACAGACCAAUUAGACACUUUUCUUGGAUUAUUCUUCAUCUGACAAAGUUGCUACUUGCCCAUGCACUAUCUCAGACUGAUGCCUUUGGGGCACUGAAAUAUUCCAGCAUUCAUAGAGGAGUCACUUUCUCCCGUGUGCUUUGCUCACAGUCAGAGAAGCAUCACUCCUUCCUGUCAGCCUCUGUAGGUCUGCAGCAAAUAGAGGACACAGAAUCAUUGGUCAUUUAGGUUGGAAAGACCUUUAAGAUCAUCAAGUCCAACAGUUUACACAGCACUGCCAAGUUCACCACUAAACCAUGUCCCCGAGCGCU